Molecule: messenger RNA, 2398 nt
Organism: Medicago truncatula (barrel medic)
Lineage: Eukaryota; Viridiplantae; Streptophyta; Magnoliopsida; Fabales; Fabaceae
Exons: 11
Coding region: 183-2123 (646 amino acids)
Source: RefSeq, a predicted model, not a curated record
UUUUUUUUUUUAGAGAGAAUCUCAGAUUUUUUUUAAUAAAUAAAUGUCGCUUUUUGGUUUCAGAUUAUAUAAACUUUGUUACAUGCAUUCAUUCACUUUGAAACAUUGAAGCCAAACAGGUUCAUAGGUGCAAACCUUAAACAUUGUCUCAGGUUUUCAGAAUCAUUGAAUAGAACAAGAACAUGGUUGCUUCAUCAGAUGUGUGUCCAACUGAGGAUGCAAUUCAGGUGUUUCUACAACAUUUGGUUGAUCCAUUGCUGCCACAAAAAGCUUCGGUUCGAGAUAAUCCCACAACUUCUCAACAGCAAGUAAUUGCUAAACAGGUGCAUUCUGUUGUCUUGCUGUACAACUACUACCACAGGAAACAGCAUCCAGAAUUAGAAUAUCUGCCAUUUAACGAAUUUUGCAAGUUGAUUGUGGUUCUGAGGCCACCUUUAUUGGCAUACAUGAAAUUCAUGCAAAAGAUAAAUGAAGUAGAGCUCAUAGACGUGGAGAAGCAGCUAUCAUUGACAGAAAAAGGGAUUAUGGAUGCAUGUGAUAUCUGUAACUGUUUAGAUGCAUCAAAGAAUGUUCCUAAUAUAGAGGGGUGGCCCAUAUCGAAAGUUUCUGUCCUUUUAAUCGACAGCAAGAAGGAGAACUGCUUUUUGCUGUUUGGUUCCAUCACUGAGGAGGUAUGGUCUGUGGUUGAAAAAAGUAUAGACACCUCUAGCCAAAAUUCUGAUGUCCCAUCAGAAACAAAGAAUACAUACAAAAGGAGAAGAGUCAUUAGAAAGCCUGCAAAAGAUGAAGUAAAAGUUGAUGAAGAUAGACUUCUGCAAGUUGGGUAUUCUGCUGUAAAGGAAGCUACAGGUAUCAAUAACACUGAUAUUAUGCUUUUGGGAAGCUACACUAUCUAUUCUCAAAGCAAAGAGAAGGAAGCUUCUCGCUUUUAUAUAAUGCAGUGCUCCCAGUCAAUCAAUCAGGAGGUUAUUAAAGUUCCCCUCAAAGAUGUUAUUGAAAGCUUGCAAGGUCCUUUGGUCAAAAGGAGUUCUAGCAGUUGGACGAUCACUCCAGUGGUGGUUUACUUCCAUGUGCUUCCUUAUUCUGAAGUUAUCUCACAGGGGAUUUCUAGAAAUAAAUUCUCAUAUAGUUUACAAGAUUUGAGGAUAGUGGAGAAAAAUAUAAUGGUCGACAGCCCUGAAUUGACAGAGUCCUAUAUAAGUAAGGACUUGGAUUCUGGUAUUUAUAGUAAACCAAGUGAGGGUGAUAUUGAAAUGCAUGAGCAGAAAGAGAACAAUGGAAGCUGUACACUUAGACCAUGUGAUUCUAUCAUGGAGACCCAUGAAAUGGAUGUGAACAAAUCUUCAAUUUAUCCAUCUCAAAAUAAAGAAAAAUGCCAGAAGAUCACCAAUGCUAUGCAAUUUGGUGAACAUCAAGAAAAAAACAAUCCAUCUGUGCAGUUUAAAUCCAAUGGCUCUGCCAAUGCUAUUCAGGCUAUGAAGAUUGACUCGACAAGGAUGCUCAACGGUAAAGGUGGAGUCAAACUUUGUGCUAAUAAGCCAAAUACCUCAUAUGAAAAAGACACAACAGGUGCAUGUACUCCAAGUUCAAAUCAUUCUAACUCAGAUAAAGAGAAACCCCAAAGUCUUCAAGAUUCAAAGAAGAGACUGCGAACUGCUAUAUCUUCUCUAAUAAGAAAGAGGAAUGAGCUGGCCCUUCAGCAGCGCAAGAUAGAUGGUGAGAUCGCUAUUGUUGAUGAACAAAUUCAGAGAAUGUUAACUGAUGGGAACGAUGACUUUGUAUCAAUGAUAGAAUGCAUUAUGGAAGGCUGUAAUGAUGUAUCCGUAACAAAUCAAGAAGGGAUAGGUGGACAACAAAGCUUACCCCUUAAGAGGAAAGAUUUAUCAGAGGCUCGAAGUUCAUGCAAGGAUCUAGAUGGUGUAUGUCAUGAAAACAAUUGGGUCCUACCAACUUAUCGUAUUUCUCAACCAAACGGUGGAUUCCAAGCCAAUGUAACUGUUAAUGGAGACAAGUUUAAGUGUUCCGAUGAGGGUAACUUGUGUUCCACUCCUCUUGAAGCAAGAGAAUCAGCUGCUGCUAAGAUGUUGAAUAAAUUUAAAAGUAUGGGAAAAUUAACCAAGUAAUGUUGGAAGCAUAAAAAUGCAUGCUUCUGUAGUAAACUAUGAGAAAAUAUUAACAAUAUGUAGAAAACUGCAUGGUCAUAUAACUUAUGGUUGUACUCUAUGGAUUCAUCGAUGACCAUGUGAAACGCUAAUUAGUCAAUCAAUGUUUUUUGCAGUGAUUGGCUUAUCACAACUGCAGUGACUAGAUAAGAUUAUCACCAGUUCUCAGCAUGACUUCAUGUUUGUUCAGUUACUUUGUCUUUCCUAGAAAAAAUUAACUUGGUAUUGACUUCAUA